GGCAUGGGCAGCGCGGCCGGCCCGCUGCGGGUGCUGGUGGACAUGGAUGGGGUCCUGGCUGAUUUCGAGGGUGCGGUGCUGCGGGGUUUCCGUGACCUCUUCCUGUGGGAGCCACGAGUGGAGCUGGAGGCACGGAGGGGCUUCUCGGUGCGGGAGCAGUACCAGUGCCUGCGGGAGGACCUGGGGGCUAAGGUAGCCAGCGUCUAUGAGUCUCCUGGCUUCUUUCUAGGGUUGGAUCCAAUUCCAGGAGCCCUUGAAGCUAUGCAGGAGAUGAUCCACAUGCAGGACACUGAAGUCUUUAUUUGCACAAGUCCUCUCCGGAAAUACGAGCACUGCAUCGUGGAAAAGUAUGAGUGGGUAGAAAAACAUUUGGGACCCGAGUUUGUAGAGCGGAUUAUUCUAACCCGAGAUAAGACCGUCGUAUCUGCUGACUUGCUGUUUGAUGACAAGGAUACCAUUAGAGGUGCAGAGCUGAACCCGAGCUGGGAGCACAUCCUGUUUACCUGCUGCCACAACAGGCACAUCCAGCUGCAGGCACCGCGCAGGCGGCUGCUGUCCUGGGCCGAUGACUGGAAGGCCAUCUUAGAAAGCAAGCGCAGGCAGUAA
Messenger RNA from Antrostomus carolinensis (chuck-will's-widow), 606 nucleotides. It is a transcript of the gene NT5C, whose product is annotated as 5', 3'-nucleotidase, cytosolic. Gene Ontology annotation, cellular component: mitochondrion. The record is from RefSeq and is a predicted model, not a curated record. The transcript is spliced from 5 exons. Gene Ontology annotation, biological process: pyrimidine deoxyribonucleotide catabolic process. NCBI's taxonomy places the organism in Eukaryota, Metazoa, Chordata, Aves, Caprimulgiformes, Caprimulgidae. Gene Ontology annotation, molecular function: 5'-nucleotidase activity. The coding region runs from base 4 to 606 and encodes 200 amino acids.